ACUGGAAGAGCAGUACAGACAGACAGAUCAAGUUAAGAUAAUACGACUUUUGAUCUGGUAUUUGACGACCCUCUCAUCCAAACCUGAUGUUUGUGACUAGUUUGUUUAUUUUCUGUCUUGGUUGACAUCGUGACAGUAUUGUGCGGGUCAGUGAAAUACAGUCAGUCAUGAACAAUAAGGAGGUGGAAAUCUUAGCACCUUUAAGUAGGCCUCAAGAGGACCUCUUGUCAGAUGCAAUGGGAAACUACUCAGCCACAGGAGGCGAACCAAACACACUUCCUACAGACGUUAACAAAGACGCUAACAUUCAAGAAUCAAUUCAAGAUGUAAACAAACUUCCCACCGACAGCGAGAAAUCAUCCAAGCUUUCAAGCAAGGCUGUCAUUAAGGUGGGGAAUGCAGAUGACAUGGAGACCUAUGAGCAGAAUAACAUCCAGCAGGAACCUCCAAAAGAGUCGAAGAUGGAGAAGUUCUUCACCAUUCUGACUGGGAAUACUCUGGGGUCUCAUGAGGAAAUAAAUCGCCGGCUCACUGAAAAUGGUUUAACUAAGGUGACGUCAUUGGAGGAGAGUGAUGUCAUCAUGGCUUUCUGUCCCAUUGUCUCUCGUGCUGGGACUGAUAUUGAAGCAGCACUGCAGCAGAUUCCUGCUGGUAAACCUGUCAUUCUGGUAGUACUGCAUCACACCUUCAACCCAGACUACACUGUACCUGACAGCAGCAGACUAGUGACCAGAGGUGAUGUAAUACUCACAGUGGACUGUCUCUUCUAUGAGAGGCAGGGACUAUUGGAGUGUCAUCACAAUGAAGCAGCAGUCAAAACGAUUGUGAACAUAAUACCGCCAGAGAAUGACUGGGAGAUUAUUAAAGACAGUGAAGUCAGUGAAGCCAGUGAAGCCCUUGAGCAUAAAAACCUGGAGCAGGAUUCUCCAAAAGUGCCAAGGAUAGCUCUACUAGUUAUUGUAGCAGGGAAUACUCUGGGGUCUCAUGAGGGCAUAACACAGCAACUAACCACAACCAGUAGCGUAACUGGGGUGAAAUCACCAAAGGAGAGUGAUUUCAUCAUGGUUUUCUGUCCCAUCGUCUCUCGUGCUGGGACUGAUAUUGAAGCAGCACUGCAGCAGAUUCCAGCUGGUAAACCUGUCAUUCUGGUAGUACUGCAUCACACCUUCAACCCAGACUACACUGUACCUGACAGCAGCAGACUAGUGACCAGAGGUGAUGUAAUACUCACAGUGGACUGUCUCUUUCAUGAGAGCCAGGGACUAUUGGAGUGUCAUCGCAAUGAAGCAGCAGUCAAAGAGAUUCUGAAGAAGCUUAAUAUACAUCCUGAGAUUGCAGUUUCUUCCUUUGGCCCUCAUAUCAUCUGGCAGUUCUCAACUGAAGUUUACCAAUUGUUUAAGUCAGUUCUAACUUCAUGUUGGCAAUGGGUGGGUUGGCCAGAGUGGCCGAGUCUUACCUCAACCACUGCAACAGAUGAAGUGCCUGUUUGCGAUCAUGAAGUGCAACAUUAAGAUGAAGCACAUUGCUCCCCAGCCUUUAAGUUGUAAUAAUGAGUGAAUAAGUGGAUUGAAGUCUGAUUUUGAAAAACGUCUAUUCAUAGUCAAAACAUUUGACAAUUUAACCCUAGAAAUAUAACUAACUAUAAGCGUUAGAAUAUGCACUUAUAGCCUAAGUGAGUCUGGAACAACUAAAGUGUGUUUUGUCAAAAUUGCUUAAUAAUGAACUCCAUUAAUGUGGAUAAGUAUAAAGAUAAUGUAAUAUAAUGCUUGAGACAACUUUUGAUGGGAGUAUAAAUAAAUAUACACUACCUGCCAACAGUUUUAGAACACCUACAUUCAAGGGUUUUUCAAUAUU
This is a messenger RNA of Salvelinus namaycush (lake trout), 1854 nucleotides long. RefSeq lists its product as uncharacterized. NCBI's taxonomy places the organism in Eukaryota, Metazoa, Chordata, Actinopteri, Salmoniformes, Salmonidae. The record is from RefSeq and is a predicted model, not a curated record. The coding region runs from base 168 to 1511 and encodes 447 amino acids. The transcript has 13 exons.